Aspergillus thermomutatus is the source of this 2301-nucleotide messenger RNA. Its product is annotated as MFS transporter. The transcript is spliced from 11 exons. The record is from RefSeq and is a predicted model, not a curated record. Bases 1 to 2301 code for a protein of 766 amino acids. NCBI's taxonomy places the organism in Eukaryota, Fungi, Ascomycota, Eurotiomycetes, Eurotiales, Aspergillaceae.
AUGGUGGGCAAUCAGUUAGCCCCUACAAAGAAUCUGGAGCAAGUCACAUUGAGUGAGGGCACAAAGGAGAAAUACCUCUCUAGUAAAUGGGAGAUAUGGGCAUAUUACACUUAUUACAUUGGAAAUAAUGGAUUGUCUCUGUUCAACUUUGCUCCGACAGCCUUCCAGAACCUCCUUUACCAAGCGGCCGGAGACACUGGGGGCCUUGCCUUCGCGGGGAAAUUCCGUUCUGUGGAAAGCAUAGUCCUCCUCUGCAACGGGAUUUCCUUUGCCAUCCAAAUCUUGGUAUUCCUACUAAUAGGCAGCUUUGCAGAUAUUGGGAACUGGCGCCCGAAUAUUCUAAUCGUCCUCUCUCUCAUCGCAUACGCCCUCGGGUUCGCCUGGCUAGGCGUUCAUACAGCGGAUAAAUGGCAAACCGGUGCCGGGCUGUAUAUUGUCGGGCUGAUUGCUUACCAGACAACGCUUACAUUCUGGACUGCUGCAUUUCCAUCACUCGCGCGCAAUACUGCUGAGAUGCGAGAAAAGGCCGUGGAUUACGCGCACGGCACCCUCUCCCGCGAAGAAUAUGAUUACGCCGAUACCAUGAAAAGAAGCCAGCUUGCGAACACUGCCUUCUAUAUUCAGUCAGUUGCUGAGAUUGUCAUCCUUGCUGUCAUUGUUGGCAUCAUGUUUGGUAUUGAUGUCGAUGCCAGCGAAGCAAGAAACAACUGGGGCUUAAGUGUUCUGAUAGCCUUUGCAAGUGGUGUUUGGCUGCUGGUCUCAUUGCCAUGGUUCUUUCUGGAGAAACGACGGCCUGGCCAAGAUCCUGGCUCUAGGAACAUUAUCAUGGCAGGCUUGUCGCAGCUCUACUUUGCAAUGCGUCAAGUGUGGAAAUUGAAGCAGAGCUUACUAUAUCUUGCCGGAUACUUCCUGCUUGGUGAUUCAUUGAACACCACAGUCACCGUGGUUUCCACAUUGCAGAACAGUUUGGUGGCAUAUAAUACGCUACAGCUAACAUAUUUCUUGAUUGUGGGGAUCGCAGCGCAGGCCGUCGGCAUCUAUGUAUUCUGGGCCAUCCAACAGCGAUAUAAGCUUGGUACGAAGACGAUGUUCAAUGUGAUUGCACUCAGUAUUGUUCUUCUUGAUGGCUGGGGCAUGGUAGGAAUUUGGACCGACACGUUUGGCUUUCAUCAUGUGUGGGAAGUAUGGGUCUAUCAAGCUUUCUACGGCCUUUUUAUAUGCCCCUGGUAUAGUUAUUCGCAAAUCAUGAUCUCGGAGGUGACACCCCGCGGAUAUGAGUUCCUUUUCUUCAGUCUUUUCAGUAUUGUUGGAAAGACAUCUUCGUUCAUUGGACCUCUUGUGUCCAGUGCCAUCAUCGAUGCUACGCCUUCCGGCAAUGCAUCCACACCCUUCUAUUUUCUAUUCGGAUUGAGCCUUUUAAGCUUUGGAGUCUUGUUCGUCGGAGUUGAUCUGCAGAAGAGUCGCUUGGAGCAAGAGCAGUUUCUGAGUAACACCCAGGCAGUCGAACCUGCGCGUGUUGAUCGCUCACUGAUGUCGAAAGAGAAGCUUCCGAUGGAGCGUCACUAUCUCGAGGAAGAGCCCAACAGCGCCCCGCAGUGUGUGGUCGGGCCGACGACGAAGUCACCGCAGCCUUCUUAUUUCCCACCAGGACACAACGAUAAAUAUGUCGUUAAUCAACAGGGUCAGGCGCAAUGGGCCACAGAAACGACCCAACCGUUCGUAGCCGGUGAUACAGCUGGACCGAAGAAGACAAAGCGAUGGGGGUGGAUCCUGGUCGCUUUGGCGGUAUUUGCGAUCAUUGUGGUCGCUGCGGUUGUAGGGGGCGUUCUGGGCAGCCGCGCUGCCCAUAAGAAUAGCAGUAUUCAAAGCGACUCGGCCUUAUCAUCGUCAUCAACUCCCUCAGCAAAUAAUAGCACCAACACUCCGACUCCCUCCACCACCAUUUCUAACAACAAUCCGACGUCUACUACGACGAAUCCCCCAUCUUCCACCAUCACGUCGACGGACAAUAAUCAAUCCUCAGCAAACAACGGGACCACCCGAUUAGCCACAUUUGACAUGUAUGGAAGCGACACCUGUGGCGGCACGGAUGAUUCUUUUGCGAUUACUAGCGGUGGGUCCCAACGGUGUGUCCUUGUUCCCUCCGACAAGAGGUCCAUUCGAGUGGUUGAUAACAGCUGUAUCAUCACGACAUGGAGCGGCAGCGACUGCAAGGGGUCGAGUUUCAGAGUGCCGGAUACCAUCCAUGUGCUCUUCCAACCCGCGAACCAGAGUCGACGCUAUGACGCUGUUGGCGCUUAG